GUCACUGGCAGCCAUUCGGCGCAUACCACGCGCUCUAACGCUCCCCAACACACACUGGUUUAUUUACCAACAUAUAACAUCGCACAUACGACAUAGAAGACAUCACAUUCAACUUUUCGUAUGGCGGACGAUGCAGCGACGGAUUGCCUCUUCGAACGGCUCAGGUUGCACCAGCAGCGCUCUCCGGACGCGACCGAAGUGGCCCGCGCUAUCACCGCACGCAUCAAUGCGCGUCUCACUUCACAUGACAAACAGAUUCGCCAGAGUACAUUGGAUAAACUAUGGAAUAAACAGUCUGGUGGGAUUCAGAUGCUUCUCUCUAUUUUGGAAUCUUCAAGAGACACUCCAACUUCGACCUACGUAACGGCUAUUUUGAGAGAGACGCUAUGCUUGAAACAAGGAAAAGGAAAGAAGUGUGCAGUCAUUAGUGAAUCCGGAAACAAGAAGAAGGAAACCAAAAAGAUUGGGAAGGAAAAUAAGUUUGGUUUAGUCAAGAAGGCAAAUAACCUCGCCCGGCAGCAGUGUGCUCAGCAGUUCAUAUCCGCGAACGGUACUCAAGUUAUCAUUCGUACAUUAUUAGCGACGCACGGUAAACGAGAUGGAAAUGUUGGCACCGAGCUAAUGCUGCAAGAUCUUGUGUGGAUCCUCGCGGCACUCGCGCCAAAAGAUCCGAAAUUCGCAAUGAAAAUUAGAAUGCUGGGAUGCGUCAGGACUUUACAUCUAAUACUAAAAGGACAUUUUACUGACAACAAACUCGUUUUUCCUCUUUUGGUAAUAAUGAAACAACUAGCCAAAAACGCUGUUACGACGUCGAUUUUGAUUCGUGAUGGCGUUAUCGGUACCUACGAAAGGGUUUUGGUGAGCCUCGGUUUCAUUCCCACGGCCAGACUACGGUUGUGCCUUGAUGCCAUUGACUACUUCAGCAAGAAUAAGGUGUGCUGCAUGCAGAUCGUGAAGACAGGCCUGUGUAGCGUCCUCCUAAGGGUGUUCGAUCGAUGGGAUCGAUACGAAGGUCGAAUGAGACUGAAGAUAUGCGCCCACAUACUACAGACGCUACAACAUCUGUGUAACAUCAAGGCAGGUCGUCGAGCUCUGUGCACUAAGAAACAUGUUCAAGCGCUGCACAGGUUCUGUUCGCAAUGUCCCGAUGAACCGGAGUUUGACGGUCUCCUUGCGAGGGUGUGUUCUGUGAUUACAUUAUGUCUAAAGCAUCAAGCUUUACCAGUAGCUGCUGCUAGUCCAGCUACGUUCAACCUGAAUCCAAUUUUAAAAGGUACAAACGCAUCAUGGCCAUGUCACGAAGACGAGGAAGACGCUGCUAAUUCGGAUUCCAAAACAGUUAACUCAGAUGACGAAGACAGCCCGGAUAUUGACAUCGAUGCUAUAGACGAAUUUCCUGACAUAGAAUAUGAUGAUGAUACAAAAAAUGAAAGUAUGGAAGUAUUGGAUAAGAUUAAUAUUAAAAAUGGUGAUAGCUUGCAAAGCGCCUUAUGGAUUAAUCCUAAUGAGAGAGAUUUUGAAGACUUAAAAAAGUAUUUUAUAUUCUUCAAAGAAUUUGGUUCCUAUAAUAAGCAAGCCAAGCUCGUUAAAAGCCGGUCCAAUUCCCGCGGAUCUAUUUUAGAAGACUUCUUAAUCAACCAAACCUGUUGCAAUAGGAACGUUUCCUCUGCACUAAGCCUCUCAAUAUCUACAGUUUUGGGAACAACAUUUGACAACGUAUUGACAACAUCUCAAUUACCUACCUUCACGCAAAGCUUCAAUAAGAUUCAUGAGGUUACUUCGACAACAUCUUGUUCUACUUUGAAGAUCCAUAAAGACAUUUCCAAAUAUAGUUCAUUUGCCUCAGUAUAUUGUACAAUAUCCUCAAGAGUGAAGAGUGUAAUACCGUUUGUGAAGGUUGCGUAUCCCGACAUGACAAGGGGACUGAGCAUCACGCACCCAGAGCCUUUGAAUAAAAUGGAAAGGACAGCUUGCAGAGCUAAAUUAUUAUCAUGUGUGGACCGAGCAAUAAACCCUGAAGCGUAUAUGAAUGAAGUAGUUUAUGAUUUAGACCAGCUCUGUAACUCAACAAAUAAUGUCGACGCUGCCACACAAAAAAGUUGCGAAGGUUUAUUACUGAGUAAUAAUGAUGAACAAGAAAUAACGAAAGUAAACAAUUUCUCUUCUCGAUUAAGCUUUGAAUCGAGAUUUGAAUCUGGAAACCUCAGGAAAGCCAUUCAAAUAGGCCCCAGAGAGUAUGAGCUCGUGCUCAUGCCGGACGUGAACUCCAAUAAAAGACACCAGUGGUUCUACUUUGAAGUACGUAGCAUGCAACAGGGAAGACCGUAUAUAUUCAACAUCAUCAACUGUGAAAAGUCUGACAGCCAAUUCAAUUUUGGAAUGAAGCCAGUAAUUUAUUCAGUGAAAGAAGCUGUUUUGGGUCGACCAGGUUGGACGCGAGCCGGAUCAGAUAUUUGCUACUACCGGAACAGCUACCACUACGCGAACCAAAAGAACCACAACAAAUGCUACCUGACUGUCACGUUCAACAUUGAGUUUCCACAUUCCAAUGACGUCUGCUACAUCGCUUACCACUACCCCUUCACCUAUUCAAUGAUAAUGACUCGUAUUUGGCAAUGGAGCCUGCAGAUGCCUCCCGGUUCGUAUUUCCGCGCUGAGCCUCUCUGCUACUCUUUGAACAGUAAUGAAGUACCCUUUUUAACUGUAUCUGCCGAGGACACGCCAUCUAAUCCAAUAGCGGAUCGUGAAAUAGUAUUUCUUUCUGCUCGUGUCCACCCUGGCGAGAGCAAUGCUUCUUGGGUGAUGGAUGGCACGCUCGGUUGUCUGCUUGGUGACUCUGUGGUCGCGGCUGCGUUGCGGAGCAAAUACGUGUUCAAGAUUGUACCGAUGCUUAACGUCGAAGGGGUACUCAACGGAUGUACUACUAAUACGAUCCUAAAAUCUCAUUUAUACAUUACGAUAAUCGAUGUACCAAGUGCAAAAGCAAAUCUUCGACAAGCAAGCUAUGAACGGGAAUCGCACUGA
Bombyx mandarina (wild silkworm) is the source of this 3024-nucleotide messenger RNA. Its product is annotated as cytosolic carboxypeptidase 1. The record is from RefSeq and is a predicted model, not a curated record. Lineage: Eukaryota; Metazoa; Arthropoda; Insecta; Lepidoptera; Bombycidae. Gene Ontology annotation, biological process: C-terminal protein deglutamylation; protein side chain deglutamylation.